UACAAUCUCAUUCAUGAUCAUUACCAACUACCUGCACCUAGCUAUUCUUCUCAUCAUUCACAAAUGGGUUCUUCUGCAAGAUUUACUGACACUCAAAUCUUCAAACCCAUCUCAGCAUGUAACUCUGACAACCGUUCAAAUCAGUCGGUGGCCGCUGUCCUAGACGGAGCCAUUUUGAUCUCUCCAAGUGCUUUCCCGUAUUACAUGCUUAUGGCAAUUGAAGGCGGCAGUCUCUUGAGAGGACUACUACUUUUACUUUCAGUUCCUUUUAUUUACUUCUCUCACAUUUUUAUUUCUGAAUCUUUUGCUGUGGAAACUAUUAUCUUUAUAACUUUUGCUGGUUUAAGAAUCAGAGAUAUCGAAGUCGUGUCUAGAUCAGUUUUAUCAAAAUUUUAUGCCGAAGAUGUUCAUCCAGAGAGUUGGAGAGUUUUCAAUUCUUUUGGGAAAAAAUAUGUUGUUACUGCAAAUCCAAGAAUUAUGGUUGAACCAUUUGCGAAAAAUUAUUUGGGAGCUGAUAAAGUUCUUGGCACAGAACUUCAAGUACUGCCUAAAUCUGGGAGAGCAAGUGGGUUUGUUAUGAAACCAGGUGUUCUUGUUGGGGUGCAUAAGACAGAAGCUGUACUGAGAGAAUUUGGUGAAAAUCUGCCAGAUUUGAGUGUUGGUGACAUAGAAACAGAUCAUGGUUUCAUGUCCAUUUGUAAGGAAAGUUACAUGGUACCGAGAACAAAAUGUGAGCCACUUCCAAGAAACAAGCUUCUCAGCUCAGUGAUUUUUCAUGAAGGGAGACUGGUAAGAAGACCGACGCCAUUAGGUGCACUCUUGACUUUCCUAUGGAUGCCAAUUGGUUUCAUCCUGUCCCUUCUCAGGAUCUAUCUCAUCAUUCCACUACCACAACAACUUGCAGCUAAGUACAUGUUCAAAAUCCUUGGUAUAAAUUUAACUGUCAAGGGAAAUCCUCCUCCACUUCAACGCAAGAAAGACCAAAAUGGAGUUCUUUUUGUUUCUAAUCAUAGAACUGUGUUAGACCCCAUUCUCACAGCAUCUGCCCUUGGAAGAAAUAUUAGCUGCGUCACAUACAGCGUUAGCAAGUUCUCCGAAUUAAUCUCGCCGAUAAAAACAGUAGCAUUGGCAAGAGAAAGAGAGAAGGAUGCCGCCAAUAUCAGACGUUUGCUUGAAGAAGGUGAUGUAAUGAUUUGUCCAGAAGGAACGACUUGCAGGGAACCCUUUCUACUAAGGUUUAGUAGUCUCUUUGCUGAGCUCACUGAUAGGAUUGUUCCGGUUGCAAUUAAUACCAAGCAGACAGUGUUUUAUGGUACAUCGACUCGUGGGUUUAAGCUGAUGGACCCUUAUUUCGUGCUAAUGAACCCUUUGCCAACUUACGAGAUUACAUUUCUGGAUCAAGUGCCAAUUGAGUUAACUUGCAGAGGCGGGAAGUCACCGAUUGAGGUUGCAAAUUACAUUCAGAGGAUGUUGGCUGGAGUGCUGGAAUUUGAGUGCACCAAUUUGACUAGAAAAGAUAAGUAUAAGAUGCUUGUUGGAACUGAUGGCCGUGUCCCAACAAAGAAAUAAUGGAUUUACUUAUGAACAAAAAUUGAGUUUAAGAUUGUUGCAGGGGAUGACAGGUGUUUUAGAUUAGAUAUGAUCUCUAAU
Papaver somniferum (opium poppy) is the source of this 1650-nucleotide messenger RNA. Its product is annotated as glycerol-3-phosphate 2-O-acyltransferase 6-like. Gene Ontology annotation, cellular component: membrane. NCBI's taxonomy places the organism in Eukaryota, Viridiplantae, Streptophyta, Magnoliopsida, Ranunculales, Papaveraceae. The record is from RefSeq and is a predicted model, not a curated record. Gene Ontology annotation, molecular function: glycerol-3-phosphate 2-O-acyltransferase activity; phosphatase activity. Gene Ontology annotation, biological process: cutin biosynthetic process. The transcript is spliced from 2 exons. The coding region runs from base 64 to 1569 and encodes 501 amino acids.